Staurois parvus is the source of this 319-nucleotide messenger RNA. Lineage: Eukaryota; Metazoa; Chordata; Amphibia; Anura; Ranidae. The record is from the annotation of a GenBank genome assembly.
CAGGGAUGGACUGACCAUUUGGAAACUCGGGCCCGGGAUCAGUAGGGGGCCCCAUGAGAUGCCCCUGGUACCUUUUUCAUAAGAUUUUUUAAAUUUGGGCAAGGACACAGGGGCCCCACAAUCCCCUAUUGCCCGGGGGCCCCAUGAGUUGUCAGUCCGUCCCUGGUACCACCAGUCCUCCUUCACUCUGCACAUGCUCAGUUUUGUAUUGCAUAUGAGGGGUUUUUUUUCUUGGGAGAGUGCAUGCUUUUUUUGGGUGUGUUUUGAGUGCGGGCAAGGACACAGGGGCCCCAUGAUCCCCUAUUGCCCGGGGGCCCCA